AUGAAUAAUGAAGUCCAUCUUAUAGUUUUAUUACUCACUUGUAUAUUAGAAGGUACAAAUUUAUGGUAAAAUUUAGCUCAUCAAUUUUUUUCUUUGGGUAGUAAUCUAGUAUUGCAUAGUUUAAAUGAUUUGCAUAAUUUAGAGACUAACUAAUUAGGAUGUAGUUCAAAGUUGAAGGAAGUAAGCAAAUCUAUUGAAGUAUGGUCAGAAAUUUUAGAGAACUGGGACUAGAUCAUCACAGAUUCUAGUAAUCUUUAGUAGUUAAAAAUGUCAUUAUAAUUUUAUUGUGGAAAGGGUUAUAAUGAUGGAUUGUCUGGUAUUCAAUUUAAUUUAUAAUUCAAGUAUUCUUGCCAUUCAGAAAUUUAUUCACAGACACCAUUAGUCAAAUAAGUGGAGAAUCUUUAAAAAUUACACCUUUUUAAAAUUGGAGAAGAGAGAGUGCUCUGGAAUUAUAAGGAUUAUCAAGUUUAUUAGAUAAAUUUGAUAAUGAGAAUGACUUGAUAUUAGGGUGCAAUAAAACAGAAGAAUCAAUUAAUAGACUAAUGAAAGAGUGGGAAUAAGUGAAAAAUUAAUGUCAGAAAGGACCAUAAGUAAUAUUCUUCAAAUAAGUUAGACUAUAAUCAAAAUUAUCAAAGAUAAAGCUGAAGAAAUUAGAGAAAUUACAAAAGAAUGUUCGGGCGGUCUACGAACUAUUGUUAAAAUUAAACCAAUAGGUGAUGACGAAAAAGUAAAAAUCACUGGGAAACCUGAUGGAUAGUGUUGGGGGUAGAAAGAAACUUAAGAACCUAGCUAUCCCUCAUAAUAAAUCCAAAUAAAACAAGCCUAUAGAAUUCUAACAGGAGAUAAUUCAGACUCUUCAAACUAAAUGAAGCAAGCAGAAUUUAAUAAUCCUGUUCCUGUUUAUAUGGAAGAAAAGGAAAAUUCAUAAAACUUCAUAUAAUAUGGUUAUGGAUAUUGGGCUAAAUUUUUAUUGGCAUAUCCUACAUUCUUGCCUAAUGGAAAGAAUGAAGAUUGGUAUUUUGUUUCCAGAUUGAGUUCAGAUUAGUCAAAUCAGGAUAUGAUUAUGGGAAGUAGAACGUUAGCUGUUUGGGUAGGUAGAGGAUAUUAUCUUUUCACUACUUGCGAUACAGAACCCCAGGAUGCUAAUAAAUGGAAAACAGUUAAUUAUCCUAAAGAUUUUGAUGGCAUUUGGACUUAUAUUUACUAUUCUUACAGUGCUUAGUUAAAAAAAGCUGUUGCGUUUAUCAAAUUUGGGAGUGAGAAUUUUAAUACAGUUACUUUCUCAGUUUAGAAUCCCUCAACAAAUUGGGUCAGAUUUACUAUUGGAGGUAAAGAUAAUAAUAGAUAUGCUGGAUUUAAUGGUUUAUUAUAUUAAAUCUAUUUCAGUGCUGAAUCAGAUGUUUUCCUUGAUUCUGAUGAUAUUAGUAAGUUGUAAUACUAAACAUAACCAAAUGAUUUAAUACCUAAUUUAAUCAAUUAUGAAUUGGUCUCAUAUUUAUAAUAUAGGGAUCCUGAUACAAAAGAAGUUUUUUCUAUUGUUGGAACAUCAAAUAAUCCUUAAUUCCCACAAAAAUAUGGAUUAAGUGGAUGGUUCAAAUGGGAUGUACCAGAAUAACAAUAAUACUGGCAUAUCAUUUUCAGAGUUCAAAUCUAAUAGCCAUCACAUGAUGGAGUGUUUGGAGAUAGAACAUUGGCUGCUUGGGUUGGACAAGGAGAUGGAGGUGUCAUUCAUUUGGCAACUUAUACAUAUACUAAUUUAGAAGGUUCUGGAAAUGCAAAUGUAACUUAAAACAUUCCACACUAUAAUCGAUACACUGAAUGGUUCUAUGUUUAAUUUUUUUAUUCAAGACCUGAGUAGAAAGCUUUUGCUUUAAUUAAUUGGAAGAACUAGGCAGACUAAUUAGAAUAUACAAAUAUCAAACACUUCCAAGUACCUAAGUACUUCAUUUAUGUAGGCAACGACAAAUUAUUCUCAGGAUUCAAGGGUAAUAUUGCAUCAGUCUUCUUCAAUGUUGGAGAAGAACUUAAACUGCAAAUAAUUGGGGAUUACUGGAUGAGUAUCUCCGAGAUGAUUCAUCCAUUUCAACAAAUUUUCGAUGAAUAAUCAUUAAUUCUUGGAUGCUCAUAUUUUAUUGAUGGCAAAUUUUUAAAUUGUUUAGAGGGAUGGGAUUUUUUAGUUUUAAGUAAUCAGUGUAAACCAAUUUGUGGAGAUAAUUUAAUUUUUGGAACUGAAGAAUGUGACGACGGGAACUUAAUUCCUUUUGAUGGUUGCUUCAACUGCAAAUUCUAGUGUGACAAAAAUUGCAAAAUAUGUGAAUUUGGAAGAUGCAUUUAAUGUAUUUUUGGUUACGAUCUAAAAUCUUAAUAUUGCUAUCCUGUUUGUGGAGAUGCAUUGACUCUGGAUCAUGAAGUAUGCGAUGAUGGCAAUAUUGAAAAAUUUGAUGGCUGUUAUAAGUGCAACAAUAGUUGCCAAAUAGAAUGUAGAUUAUGUGUUAAUUAAUUAUGCUUAUAAUGUUAAGAUGGAUGGUAGUUGAUAAGUAAUCAGUGUUUAUAAGUUUGUAAUGACAAUCUGUUAGCAAUAUUAUCAAUAGAAUAAUGCGAUAAUGAUGAUGAUAAUUAUUGUAAUGAAUGUGUAUAACUAUGCUAAGAUAAUUGUGUAUCAUGUCAUACAUAUAAUCAAUGUUAAUUUUGCAGACAUCCAUUUGAAUUGGUCAAUGGAAUAUGUACAUCUAUCUGUGGAGAUUCAAUUGUGAUCGUUGGGUUUGAAUAAUGUGAUGAUGGAAAUGAUAUACAAUUUGAUGGUUGUUACCAAUGUUAAUUAUAAUGUUCAUUCGGAUGUAUUUAAUGUUAGAACAAUAAUAUUUGUGCAGAAUGCGACCCUUCACUUGCUAAACUAAAUGAUCGCACUAUGAAAUGUGAAUAAAUACAUGAAGAUACGGAAUUAUUUGAAGAAAUUGUAGAGGUUAAUGAUAAUUAAUGUGGAAAUGGUCUACUUAAUAGCCUUUAUGAAGAUUGUGAUGAUGGCAAUAUUGAGGGAGGAGAUGGAUGUUCUGCAUAUUGCAACAUUGAAACUUCAUUUAUUUGUACGAAUGCGGAAAACUCAUUAAGCCUUUGCACUUAUUUAGAAACUCCAUAGUUUAAAUUAGAAUCACUCUCUAAUAAAAAAAGUUAAUCAUAAAUUAUAGAACUAAGUUUCACACAAAAGGUGAAAUUGAGUACUCAACUUCCUUUUAAGAAUAUAACUAUUUUUACAGUUUUACCAACUACAAGGUAUGAUAUUAAUAUAAUACCACUGGUGGAAUGUUCAACAGAAUUUAAUCAAUCUAAAUAUUAAAUAUCUAUAUUUUUUAGAGAUCCUGUAGACAAUCCAGUUCUUAGAGUUGAAAUAGAGAAAUCAAAUAUUAUCAAUGAAUUAAAUUAAUAUUUGGUGGAUAAUAGAAAAGAAAUCAGUUUAGGAAAUCCUUUUGUGAUAUCUGAAGCAACCCAAUAAACAGUUUCUAAAAUCGUAUCUAUGAAUGAUGCAAUGAUUUAUUCAAUGAUCUCUAUUUCAGGAUUUGUUUUAUUGACUGGUAACACAAUGAUGUUCUUGAAUUUGUUAGAUUUAUUGCAAUCUUUAUCAUAUCUUAGAUAUAUGCAAUACUAUUUCCCAUAGCAUUUGAAAUAAUUUCUGGAUACUUAUACUAAAAUAUCACUAGCACCAAUUCUAGAUUUUCUAUAGGUUGAUUACUUCCUAUCAAAACUAAAUGGCGGUACUUUGCCUUUAAAAAAAAAAAAUGUAUAAAGUGAGUUGAAUACAUAUUUCCUAAUGAAUUCCAAAAGUUGUUAUUUUUCUAUUUUGCUAUCUCUUUUUUCAUAUUGUGUAUUUUGUAUAAUCACUAGUUCAAGAAUAAUAUAUUUGUUGAAGUAUUUUGAAACAAGAUUUUGGUAAAAUAGUAAAUACUUAAGAUUUUAUAGGUUUAUUUAAAAGAAAAUUAUUAGAAAAUGCCUUCUUUUGA
Molecule: messenger RNA, 3995 nt
Organism: Paramecium octaurelia
Lineage: Eukaryota; Ciliophora; Oligohymenophorea; Peniculida; Parameciidae
Source: the annotation of a GenBank genome assembly